Molecule: messenger RNA, 1525 nt
Organism: Aspergillus homomorphus CBS 101889
Lineage: Eukaryota; Fungi; Ascomycota; Eurotiomycetes; Eurotiales; Aspergillaceae
Product: DUF1593-domain-containing protein
Exons: 2
Coding region: 59-1525 (488 amino acids)
Molecular function (GO): hydrolase activity, hydrolyzing N-glycosyl compounds
Source: RefSeq, a predicted model, not a curated record
GAACGGGACGUUUUAGAAAUCCGACAGAAUCAAGCUUCAUCUUCUAUUCCGUUCCGCAAUGAAGAUUUUCCAGAGGCAGCUGCUCACCGCAGGCCUAUUGGCCACUGGGCUUUCUGAUUUCGUAUACGGUGCCGCCGACCGGGCCUCGAUGUUCAGAAUAGUCGUCACCACCGACCUAGAGCAAGACGAUUUGGCAUCUCUGAUCCGGUACCUUCUUUAUACGAACGAGCUCGACACGCAAGGGAUCAUCUAUACCUCUAGUCGGUAUCACUGGUCCGGAGAUGGCAAUGGAACCAAGUUCUUCUUGUCCGAUCGCGAGUAUAGAAGCCCACAGUGGGCGUGGCGUUGGACUGGCUCGCGGACUGUCCAAGACCAAGUGCUCCGGGCCUAUGCUGAGAUCUGGCCCAAUUUGAACAACCACGAUCCGUUCUUUCCUACCCCCGACGAGCUGCGAGCCCUGGUCAAGGUUGGUAAUAUUGACUUUGAAGGCGAGAUGGAACAAGACACUGAGGGUUCUGAUCUCAUCCGGUCCCUAAUUCUGAAUGACGACCCACGGCCGCUGUAUUUGCAAGCCUGGGGCGGGACCAACACCAUCGCCCGUGCUCUGAAGUCUAUUGAAGAGGAGUACUCCAACUCAUCGCAGUGGAGCCAGACGCAGGAUUCUGUUUCCCGCAAAGCCGUCAUCUUGGCCAGCGGGUUUCAAGAUGAGACAUAUGCGGAUUACAUCUCUCUUCGCUGGCCCGACGUGCGCGUCGAGCAGUUGGAACCGGGGUACAGGACUUGGGGUUACAACUGCGAUAAAGGCCAGGGUAAUACUCGCGGACUCUCCUUGGGGGAUAAUGUGUACUUCACCGGGGACUGGAUGAAAGCGCACAUCCAAACCGGUCCGUACGGAAGGCUCUACCGUUCCUGGCUCGACGAGCAGUCCAUGCCUGGUGACGCGCAGGACAUCUUCGGCAGUCCGGCGACCGCCUCUUCGUCCAGCUUCUGUCAGCCCUUGGAGCCAUACGCCUUCUUGUCCGAAGGCGACAAUGUGGUGUUCAAUCCCUUCGCACAGAACUCCACUUCCCCCAACCUGUGGGUGAUGGUCCCAACCGAGAAAAACAAGGCGGGUGUUGACAUCGCCAACUACACGACCGAUUGCUGGGCGGGCGCGGUCCAGAAUGACUUCGCGGCGCGCAUGCAAUUGACCCUGACUCCGAGCUAUGAAGACGCGAACCAUCCACCGUCCGUCAGCAUUCUUAAUGGAACCACCGUGGAGGCGCCUGCUGGCACGACAAUCACUCUGGCAGGGAAUGUCACCGAUCCGGAUUCCCACAGCGUGACCACGUCAUGGUGGCAGUUUUUUGAGGAGGGCACGUAUCCAGGUCACGUGAUCGUGACGGAGGUCGAGAACGAUCGGGCGGAUAUUACAAUCCCCGCGGAUGCAGAGGCUGGCCAAACCAUUUCCAUCAUCCUGGAAGGAACGGAUGACGGGAAAUUUCCCUUGACUCGUUACGGUCGCGUGCUCAUCCAUGUCAAGUAG